ACUAAUCACUAUCUAGUGAUUCUAUGUAGGCCUAAGUUAAUUAUUCUGUUUAAGAUAACCACGCUUCUACAAAUAUGUGUUGCAUGAUAUCUUUCGUUAAGUUUAUAGACGUUAUCAUAUAACAAUGAAAAACAACAACAAAAGAGCGUGAAUGCUUACGUUAGUGGUGUGCUUGUGUCGUUUUGGUCCUAGUGUUGAUAAUACUUAAAGUGUUGAACUUCAUGUCAUUUGUUCUAUGUAGGUUAUUUUUCUAGUUUUAAAAACUUUUGCAGCAGCAAUAUCAUUCGUCUUGUAUUGGAUUAUAUUAUACAGCAGAUUUAUAAGAUGAGACCUUACCAGCAAGUAGCAGAGGUCGUAUCAAAGCUGCACAAUUUAGACUCCAUUAAAGAAUCAUUGAAGAAACUCCUUGUGGAUAUUGAUUUAUUGAAGAACAUUACUAUUUAGGCCAAGACAAAAGGCGAAUCAUGGAUUGAAGAAAAAGAAGAAUCAAGUUAUCAGGAAAUAAUGCAAUUUAUAGCUAAAAAAACAUCAGAAAUACUUCAAUGGUUAUUGUCUAUUACAAAACAAUAUGACAAACGUAACAAGAAUGUCGCAGAUAAAGUUUUGCAUUCUGAAGAACUACAAUCAAUAAAUAAUAAUGUUGAAGACUUAAGAUCAAAUGUAAAAUUACAAACCAAAAAACUUCAAAAGCUGCAACUGAAACUGAAAGAACAACAGACACUAGCUAGUACAUCACGAGAAUUAGAAGCAAAGUUUCUUGACUUUAAAGAGCAAAUCCUCCAAGAACUUCAUUCCGCCAGUACAUUUAUGUCAGAUUUACAGCUCAAGUGUAAUUUGAUAUCAAAGGAAUUUAAAGAGCAUCAAGAACUGGAUGAUGAUAAUGAUAAAAAGAUGGCAAUGAUUAGUCAAAAGACCGAAACUGUCGUUAAACAGCAAGAAGAACUUAGUAUCACGAUGGGGAACAUAAUGAGAAAGAUGGAUUCUUUAGAAAGUGAGCAAAACAAUAUACAAGAUCAUAUGAGAGACAAUAGGAGAUUUACAGAAGCUUUAGCUCAAAUCGUUGAUAAAGUAAAAGCAACAGAAAGAAAAACGACUCAAAAGAAAGAAAUACCAGAGUUUGUAUGUAAAUUUACAGGACUCUCUGACGUUCCGUGUGUUAUGAACUGUUUUCAUAUGAUAGGCCAACAUGAACAGCAAAUCUCUGAAGAUGGAUGGUCUGACCUGGAUACACAUCUAACAGACUGUGAAAAAAAUCCGGGUCAUACAAAUUUAAUACCAGUGGAAAAUUUUAAACUUGACCAUUUACCAUCAGGUCAUCGUAACAUAGAUUUGUUUGAAUUUAUUAAGACUGUUGCUGACCUGACAGUAAAGGUUGCCGUCACCUCGGUUAGUCCAAACAGACCUGAGUUUUGGCCAAACACAAAUAUUCCAUAUUAUUUUUACAACCAUAAAGAAAGUCCAACUCAGUUCUUGAGAUUUGGAAGUGGAGUGAUAAAUAAUGUGUCAAAGUUCACAGGAAGAGCAUGUCCCUGUGAUAAAUGUGAACAUUCAGACAAUCCAAGUAAAGAAUGGUGGAGUCUCAAAGUAGGCACAUCAGCCAAUUUAAUUUUUGAUGAAAUCGAGGCUAGUGUCACUAGCUUGCGAUUGUUUUAUGAUAACAAAGACAGUGCUGAGCUUGUUGUCAAAGUUACUUUUACUGAUUUUUUCAAAGAUAUAAAUAGAGACAUUUGUGUGUUUACAUGCGUGGCAUGUGACAAACGACUCAGUGUUCUUGCAAAAAUGGUGAAGCGUAAUAAUGAGCUCAACAAGAAGGUUUUCGAAAACUACUUACAAUCUCGAGACCAUUGCAAGUUGAUGUUUAUAGUGUCACAUCCUCAUGGAUGUCAUAAGCAGAUCAGUAUAGGUCAAUGGAAGAGCAAACUUAAAGUAAGUGACGGAUCAAACAGGUUCACACACUUGACGUGUACAUGUCCAGGAAGUACUGGAGGUGCUGUCCUGUGUGUGGGAUAUGGCUGGCAUGCCCACAGUGGAAGUUUGAAAUCUGGUCUUAAUUACAGUAGUUCUUAGAUUGUUUAUACUGUUUCUUUAAUUAUUACUCAUGUAAAGAAAAAUAUAUAAUAAAUCUUAAAUUAAAGUAGGGCAUUUUAUAUGUAUCUUUUUCGAUUAUCAUUACACAUAUAUUUGCAAAAAAAAAAAAAAGAAAAAUUUCGAAUGCAUUUUUUUUUUAAUGAUAAAAAGAAAUUUAAGUUCUUGAUAUAUUGAAUGUAAUAUAGUAAUAUUAAUAACAGUUUUAGAUUGUUUAAAAAUGUUUAUAAAGUCCUAUGCUAAACCCAGCAUAUGAUUUAUAUGCAAAUGUUGCUCAUUAUAUGUAUAUAACAUGGCAUUUUUGUUUAUAUUUAUGUAUUUUAUGUAUAACUGAUACUUAAUGUUUCCAAUAGUGGAAGGUAUAUAUUCUACAUAUAUUGUUUUUACAUUAAUUAGAUUUUUCUAUUACAUUGUGUUCGAGUAAACCUGCUGCAUGGAUGUUUGUGUCCUCAACAUCAAUUGUGUAAGAUGUUUUGAGCUGUUGUAGAACAAAUCCUCAGGAUAAUAAAUUAUUAUUAUUAAACUUUACUUAGACUUAGGUCCUCCCGCGCCGUUCGGCGCAUUGGGCGGCAAGCUGUCUCCAUAAUGAUCUGUCACUGGCAAUGUCUGAAGCCUCUUCCCAUCUGGUGUCCACUGUUCUGAGGUCCUCCAUGAAGGUGUGUCGCCAGGUAAUACGAGGACGUCCCUGUUUGCGCUUUCCUCGUUUUGGCUUCCAUGUUAUCGCAACUCUUGGUGUGCGUAAUUCAUUUUGACGUAGAACAUGUCCCGCAAACCUCAUGCGACGCUCAGUCACAACCUCACUAAGUGUUCGACUCCCAGUUCGGCAAAGGAUUUCCUUGUUUGAGAUCCGGUCUGUGUAACUGACUCCCAAAAUCCGUCUCAGCCAUCUCUGUUGAGCCACAUUUAGUCUUUUCUCAAUUUUGACAGAUGACUUCCACGUCUCACAUGCAUAUGUAGCAGUUGGAAUGACGAUUGUGUUGAGAAGGUGUAUUUUUGUCUCGAGUCCAAUGGCUUGGCUAGUCCAAAUAGGCUGCAGCCUUUGGAAAAUGCUCCCUGCCUUUCCUAUUCGGCACGCUACAUCAUGGUAAGCAUCUCCAUCAUUUGUUAUGAUGCUGCCAAGGUACGUGAACUUGUCCAGCUCUUCAAGCUUUGACUCGCCAAGUCUGACGGGGACACCCUUUGCCUUAUAUCCCACUCGCAUAAUUUUAGUCUUAUCCAAGUUUAUGCGGAGGCCAAUUUUGGGUGCCUCUCUGUCUAGGCUCUCCGUCAUUUCUUGAAUGCAUUUAUUUGUAGCCCCGAGUAGUGCAACAUCAUCAGCAAAGUCCAAGUCCGUCAAUCGGAGUUGUUCAUGCCAUGGAAUACCAAAGGCAGUCUGGUUCAUUGCUCUCCUCAUUAUGUAGUCGAUGGCUAGGAGGAAAAGGAAGGGAGAUAAGAUGCACCCCAGUCUCACACCUGUCUCGAUUGUAAAAAACUCUGUUGUUCCCUCUUCUGUUUUAAUGCAGCAACUAGACUGACUGUAAAGGUGUCGUAGGAUCUGGACGAAUUUUUCUGGUAUACCGUAUUCUCUAACUAUUUUCCAUAGUGAUUCUCGGUGGACACUAUCAAACGCUUUUUUGAAGUCCACGAAACUGAUCGUUAGCCGUUGUUGGUACUCAAAACUUUGUUCUAUGAUAUUUCGUAAAACGAAAAUCUGCUCUGUACAUGAUCUGCCUCUUCGGAAACCUGCUUGUUCUUCUCUGAGCCUUUCAUCUACAGACUGUUGAAGCCGUCUCAACAAAACAGUGCUGAAAACUUUGCCUGGGACAGAGAGGAGAGUAAUGCCCCUCCAGUUGUUACAGUCUGCCAAGUUGCCCUUUUUUGGAAGCUUUACAAUCACUCCCUUUUGCCAGUCCUCUGGGACUUUUGAAGUUCGCCAACAGAGAUUUAAGAGAUCAGUCAUUCUGUUAACAAUGCACUGUCCCCCAUAUUUUAGCAUUUCUGCUGAUAUCAUGUCUAGUCCUGGUGCUUUGUUAUUCUUUAGCACUGCAAUGGCCAUGGUAACCUCCUCAGCAGUUAUUGGGUCUGUCUUGACCUUGAGAUCAUUGUCUGGAGAGGGGUCCUUGAAUAUGUAAGUUAUGUCUGGCGACAGUUGGUUAAGGGUCUCUUUAAAGUGCUCUACCCAUCUUGCAUCCUGUUCUUCUUUCGUUAACAAAGUUUUGCCUUGCUUGUCUUUUAUUGGUGCCCCAUGUCCACUCUUUGCUCCAGUGAGAUCUCGGACAAUACGAUGGAGGGUUUUUGUGUCAUUUCUGCUUGCAGCUGCUUGUGCCUCUUGUCCCUUCUGCUCAAUCCAGUCCCGUUUAUCUUGCCGACAGCUUCUCUUUACUUUCAGAUCUGCUUCCCUAUAGGCUUCUUCCGCUAGGCUGCGAUCCUGUGUUUCAUUUUUCUGAUCUCGUCUACGUUUGGCCUCUUUCCUCUCAUCUAUCAAUAUUAUAUCUAUAUAUAUUAUUAAACACUGAUAUUAAUAAGAAUAGAUUACACACGUGACUUUCAAACAGAAGAUGCAAACGUUUUUACGCGUUCUAGAAAUAAAGUCCUAUUUAUUCUAUGGCACUUCUAAAAUUAGUAUUCUAGAGGAGAACAAAAUUCAUUACUUUUCCAGUAACAGCGUCAUCUGAGUAAUUUCACUUAAACUUCCAUAAUCGCUUAAUCUCUUGGUUUAUUUUAUUUUAUUUAUCAUUUUUACUAUAAUUAUAUAUCAUUUUUAUAAAUCAAUAAAAUAUUUAAACCCCGUUUGAUACAAUGUCUCAUGUAUAUUUAGUGCCGGUACGUGACGUUUUUGUGCCGCUGUUUUGGCGCCGCCGUUUUGGCGCAAGCCGUUUUGGCCUUGGGAACGUUUUGGCGCGAGAUAUAAUUUGACGAUAAUUUAAUAUGCACGUAUAAUAACAAUUUCUAUUUCACUCUACCUUAAUAUUGUAUGUAUAGUAUGAAUUGUAACACCGUCCAGCGAAUUGUUUUCUUUUAAUAUACAGGUUUUGAUUUAUUCAUGAAUAUAGGCCUAUAAUAAUUCAGAUUCCUGAAUGGUGAUGACAUGACAUCCCCUCUCCUUUAUUUAUAUGUGAGUUUUGCUAAUCGCACUGGAUGACAUUUUGUGAUUUCUUUCCAAAAGACAUUUUUUAUUUGACAUUAGUGUAAUACUUUUAUAUAACAAACACCAUGUUAACAUCUAUAGCUUUAUUACGCUGAAUGACGACAAUAACUCCACACAAAGUAAAGAUCAAGACACGGAAUGUGGUCAGUACAAACUCUAACGUGAAUUCACCAAUGUAAACAAACACUAUGGGCGACAAUAGACAGAAACAAAUUCACGAAACUAAGAUACUUUGAAAAGAUAUAUUUUGAGAAAUUGGGUAGGGAUGAUUUGGGUGACACAUCUCGCAUUGACGCAAAUAUAGUUAAACAAAUGAAGACAAGACCAGCACCAAGCACUGGUCGUUGGCAUUAUGCGUCUGGCGAUCAUCUCCUUGGGACUGGUCAUUACCUGUGACAUCUAUCCCGCCCCCUCUCUUCUGGGCACAUUUCACUCCUUGUAUUUACUCUUUCCUCCACCCCUUCCCUCUCUCACGCGUAUGACGAUAAUCAGUUUCUAGCACUCCACUAGGCAUCCCUAGGUGCAAAAUUAUAUAGAUACAUAACUCUAACCUGUGGGUAUAUAUUGCAAUGUCUUAAAGGGGUAGUUUACUUUUCUUAAGGUUAUUUGCAAGUAUCUAAAACAAUAGCCUAUACUUCUUAUGCGUUGAACAGGAACCUGUACCUGGUGUCAUUAAAACGUAUGACGUCUGCAGCAUUGUGUAAACAUCAACAGAUUGACAGAUAAAGCGUCGCGUCAAUGUUGUUCUCAAGCUUAAGCUAUAAUGAGUUUAUAUACCUGACGAAACAUGCACCUGAUUGUGCUGUAUUUAAAAUGCAGACCAAUAAAUUUCGUUUUACAGAAACAUAAAAAGUGAUUGGAGGUGGAGGAAUAGGGUUAAUUUGGUUGAACAACUAUUAAAAGGUCAAAAAGAGGUGAAAGAAACUAAUGAUAUAAUUUAGGGAGUAUUAGGUUACUCCAUACUUUAUAUAUAUUUGUAGACCAGUGGGGGAGAGGGGUAUCUGGGAGUAGGUUUUCCGUGCUACCUUUAGGCGCUCUGUAAAGACAACUCUGCACUAUUCGGGUGUCGAACCUCGAGCUACCUUCAUAGGUAGCCAAGCCAAACUAGGUUCAAGCGUACCUAGCCUCUCGACAAGGCUUAUAUUAUUAUUAAUUUGAACGAACAAACUACAUAUUAAAUUUAAAUUCCUUAUUACAAAAUGUGUUCUCUAAAUUUCACAACAUAUGAUGUUUGUAAAUAAAACAAACUAAACAUAUAGACCACUUGCUAUAUUCAUGAAGUGUAAGUGAGGUGGAGAACUGUUUCUUCAGACCUUAUAGUCACAUAAAUCUUAUACUACUUGAUCAGAUAAUUUUAUUUUAAAAUAUGUCAACAUUAACAUUGUUUGAUCUCUUUUUACAAAGCUUAUAUCUAUGCUGUCUAUAGGGGAGAUGAUGUCAAUGUCAUCUGUUUAUGUGUCCAUGAUUAACGAGGGUGUCAGUUGGCCAACACAAGACCAACCGCCUUUACUUUUCUCCAAAUAAUAUCAGGUACUCAUUAGAGCUGGGUGGACACAUAGGUGCCCUAAAUAUCCCAAAAUUAAAAAUUCUAGUCUUCAACAGAAUAUGAAGCCAGGACCCUCCGGAUUAAAUAAUCAAUCUGCAUAUUACAGUUCAUGACGUCAGCGUGGUGAUAUUAUUUAUUUGAUGUUUAAUUACUUAUGGUGAUAGCAUUUGAUAUGAAAACAAUUAAUACACAUAAGGUUUUCAGUUCAGUGUAUAGUAAUAAUUUAGCUUCAGUUCUUUUCAACACUAUGAUUUGAUUUAGACAUAAACAGGCAAUCUACACAAGUAAUUUAGUGGUUGUAUGAUCAGGUCACAAUACGCACUGUAAUGGUUUAGCUUGCAAAUAAUACUUAGUAAAGUAUGGGGCAAAGGUGACUAUAUCAAAGGAAACGAACAUGACAGCCAAGAAUACAGACAGACUCUUUAUUGACCCCUCAAUCCAAAGUUUUGAAGGUGUUAGUAGCUUAGAAUAUUGUUCAUGUUAAGAACACAAAAGGUAGUUAUGUUUAUUUGUUCAGACCCUUCUAAUACAAAGCUUCACGAUAUCUUACAAGAAAAACUUUAAAAAAAAAAAAAAAAAAAAACAC
Biomphalaria glabrata is the source of this 7344-nucleotide messenger RNA. RefSeq lists its product as uncharacterized. The transcript has 10 exons. The record is from RefSeq and is a predicted model, not a curated record. NCBI's taxonomy places the organism in Eukaryota, Metazoa, Mollusca, Gastropoda, Planorbidae. The coding region runs from base 505 to 2067 and encodes 520 amino acids.